UUAAUUUACUCGACCUUAAUAUAGAUACUAAAUAGAUCUUUGCGAUACAGGAAUCUUAAUCUACUCGAUCUCCAUACAGAUACCAAGUAGACUUUGGUAAUGCACAAAGCUCAACUUAGUCUACCUCAAUACAGAUACAAACAGAUUUUUGCAAUGCACUAACCUCAAUUAACUCGACCUCAAUAUAAAUAUUAAAUGAACUUUUGCGAUAUACGAACCUCAAUUUACUCGACCUCCGCACACAAAGUGGGAAACAAAAAAUAGAAAAGAACCCAUAGACUUUAUAAAUCCUAAUUCUCCCAUUAGUGAACAAUCACUUUCCAGUCUUCUCCAGUCUUUUCUCAGCACUUCUCAGAUCUCUCUCAUAUCAUUACAAAAAAAAAACGAAAAAUACCAACGGUCAUAUUCUCAGUCUAUUUGUUUUCCUCUUCAGUUUCAAUUCAUUAACUGCCAAUUCCUCUUCAUAUAUAUAACUGCUUCUUAAACGGCUACUUAUUCACUUCCAAAUUUCUCUUCACAGUUUCCAGUAACUGAAACAUAAAAAAUGUCCCUGAAAUUUUCAUUUUCUCUCCUCCUAUUGUAUCUUAUCUCCUCCCUCUCCACCGCCCAAUUCGACGGCUCUGGCUCCGCCCCCGGUCCUCCCGGCGGCACGGGCACUGCUCCCGCCGCUCCCAGUGGCGCCGGCACUGCUCCCAGCGGCACCGGCACUGCUCCCGGAGGCGCUGGUACUGCUCCCGCCGGCGGUGGUGGCGGAGGGGCGGCGGUGGAGUUGUGGUGUGUGGCAAAGAAUAACGCAGAGGAUGCGGCACUUCAAUCAGCGAUAGAUUGGGCUUGUGGGCCUGGAGGUGCAAAUUGCGGGCCAAUACAGCCCGGUGGGCCGUGUUAUGAUUCUAAAGAUAUACAGAAAACGGCGUCGUUUGUGUUCAAUGAUUACUUUCUGAAGCAUGGUAUGACUGAGGAUGCAUGUAAUUUUGAUGACACUGCUGCCCUCAUUUCUAUUAAUCCUAGUCAUAACGGGUGUAAAUUUCCAUCGAGCAAGAAUUCUAGUGGAAGUUUUAGUGGGUCGACGAAUGGGGGAGGAGGUCAAGCCUCAGAUGAUGUGAGUAGCAGCAGUUCUAUUCUCAGGAGGUGGAUCUAUAUCUUGAUGGCGAUUAAUUUGCUGUUUGCAAGUCUGCUUAUUUUCUGAUGAAUCAAGAAUCUGUCUCAUUCCCACUGUAUGUAGUAUGUACUAUGUAGUCUUUAGCGUAAGCAAUUUUGUUGAGGACUCAAGCUCCAGGUAUUUAAUGUUGGUUCCAUGGGCUCUCAAAAUCGUAGGGGCCAGAAUUGAAGAAAUAUCUCCGACAGUUGUUGUAGAAAUGCAACUUUUUCCUUGAUUGCAGGCCUAAACUACCAUUGUAAAUCGAUUGUUGAUCUUUAAAAUGAGUUUUGCUA
Capsicum annuum is the source of this 1431-nucleotide messenger RNA. RefSeq names its product PLASMODESMATA CALLOSE-BINDING PROTEIN 5. The record is from RefSeq and is a predicted model, not a curated record. Lineage: Eukaryota; Viridiplantae; Streptophyta; Magnoliopsida; Solanales; Solanaceae. The coding region runs from base 545 to 1186 and encodes 213 amino acids. The transcript has 3 exons.